This is a messenger RNA of Symbiodinium sp. CCMP2456, 3282 nucleotides long. Lineage: Eukaryota; Dinophyceae; Suessiales; Symbiodiniaceae. The record is from the annotation of a GenBank genome assembly.
AUGCCGUGCGAUGACUCCUCGGUUGCUGAGGCAGAGACAGAGCGCCCACAGGAGAACACCCAGGUGCCGGAGGACCCUUCGCUUGCUGAAGCACAGGACAAUCACAAGGAAAGCGAGAAGGGUGGCGAAGCUGCCGCUGCCGCUGCACAAGUCGAGGCUGAAGAGGUUGAUGUGAAGGAGCAACGACCCAAGGAGCCCGUGGAAGAGAAAGUCACAGCUGAAGAGGAGCACGCGCCCUCGGAUGCCGCGGCCGCGGCCGGAUGCACUGAAACGGCCGAGCCGGAUGGCUCUGGAGAUGCUGAGCCUGAGAAGGCCGGCGAGGAGGAGCCCCAGGCCUCCAAGCCAACAGAUCAAGAGAGCGAUGUGAUGCCAAAGGCCGUAGAAGCUCCUUCCCUGCCCGCAGACAUGAAAGAAGACGAGAAAGAGGUCCAAAGCGCGCAGAAAGACGAAGAGCAGAAGACCCAAGAGAAGGAUCUGCCUGUGGAAGCCGAAGCAGCAUCGGGCAGUCAAGAUGAGGUGGCUCCUGAUGCAGCUCCGAAUGCAGCUCCUGUUUCGGGCGAGGAGGCAGACGCACCCCAAAGCCCGGCGGAAAGCCCGGCCUCGCCGAUGGCCUUAGCCAGCCCGAGCAAGGGCCAGGCCGAGGCAUCGCCAGCCGAGGCAUCGGCCUACAGCCCCGAGGAUGGCCCCGUCGACCAAGACAAGGCGAAAGAAGAACAACUGCGAAAGCUUGCUGAACUGGAAGCUGCGUUGGCUCCUUUUGCGACCAUCGAGCCCAAGUCUUCUGACAUCCCCCAGGAUGUAAAGGAGGAGGUCAAAGGCCCAAAGGCGGGCGAAGAGGCGGACACAGGCAAGGACCAGAGCUUGUUUGCCAACGUUGCCCUGGACGAGAAGGGCACGGAAGCAAGAAAGAAGGCCGCGAAGUCCGCGCGAGAAAGAGAGGAGAAGGAGAAGGCGGAGAAGGGAAAGAUGGAGAAGGAGAAGAAGUUGAGAGGCUGGUCCCAGGGCCGCAGCCGAAGCCGGAGAGCUCGCAGACGCUCGCCCAGCCCCAAGAAGGGCCGGGACCGGUCCCAGGAACGGAAGCGAUCGCCGAAACGCUCGCCCAAGCGGUCUCCGAAGCGGUCGCCCAGGAGAUCGGCGAAGUCUCCGAAGCGGUCUCCCAAGAGGUCGCCCAGAAGAUCUCCCAAGAGGUCGCCGGUCCGGAGAUCGCCCAAGCGGUCCCCGGCGAAGCGAUCCGUGAAGCGACAAAAGCGGUCCCGCUCGCGCAGCCGCCGCAGCCGCAGCCGGCGUGGUCGGUCCGCGGGCCGCGGGCCCUCGGCGAAGCGCCGGCGCGCCGUGGCGAAGGCCUCGUCUUCUGCCAGCCGAGAUGCCAGGCGGCGAUCGCCCCAGGCCCAAAAGCGAAAGGAGAAGCCUCAGCCUGCUGUGAGUAAAGUCAAAAGGCCCAAAAGCUCCAGCUCGGACACGAAACUCAGCCGCCGGAAGGCGAAAGCACGGGCCAAGUGCUCCAGCUCAUCGCCUGCUAAGGCUCCCGCCAAGACAGCAAAGACUUCAGCCAAGACGCCGCCAAAAGCCCCUCCCAAGACUCCGAAGCCGCAGGCGCAGGGAGGCGAUGAGAGUCGAACCUCACCGAAGAAGCAGACAGCCAAAGCAGAUCAAAAGAAGCCCGCUGUGAAGAAGAAGCCUCCGCCGUCCUCUUCGAGCUCGCCAUCGCCGGCACGGCCCAAGCCGAAGGCCACCAAUGCCAUUCCGGUGAAGAAGACCAUAGCAAAGAAAGCGGUGACCAAGAAGUCUGAGUCCUCAUCGGCUUCCUCCACAUCACCAGCUGGACCGCCCACGAAGGCGACCAAGCCGAAGACGGAUGCCAGUGCCAAAGCCAAGCAAGACAAAGACAAGCCUAAAGUCAAGUCCAACGCGGCUCGAGCAGCCCCAAAAGCCAAAUCAGCUGCAAGUACCAAACCACCCAAGCCAAAAGGGGCGGAGCCCAAGUCGACCCCAUCCACUCCUCAGGCAAAGCCCUCAGCGGCAAAAUCAUCCGCUCCGGCCCCUCCCGUCAAAGCUGGCACGCCGAAGUCCAGCGCCAAGGAGGCGGAGAAGCCGAAGCCCGUCCAAAACGAGGCACUCGGAGAGAGGCCAGAGAAAGUGAAGCGGAAGAAGAAGAAGGCGCCAAAGACAACAGGCACAGCCACAGCCGCCAUGGCCCCCAAGGCUCCAGAGCCCAAGGGUGCGGCCAGAGCGGCCAAAGCCAAGGCCAUCUCAUCCCCUCAACUCGUCUCCGUGACCGCCGCGACCCGCAAGCCGGCAGCUGACGACCCCAGGGGCCCCAGCAGCGACAGUGAUGUGGAGAUCGUGGCUGCGGACAUCAACUGGUCCUCUUCUCGGCAGUCCGGUUUGCGGCCCGGCACGAAUCCGCAAAAGAGGCGGGCACCGGAGGAGGUCUUGGCCGCGGCGCUCAUGGACGUGUUGGUUCCGAAGCCGACGGGUCCAGAUGCCGCGGAUUUGUCCCCAGCCGAAGCCGCUCUUCUCAGAAGGCAGCAGAUGCGGAGGCGUCUCUCCGACACGUCCGACUGGGCACAGCCCGUGGAUGUCACGGCCCCAGCACCACCUGAGGCCGACGAGGAGUUGCCGAAGGCCAAGGGCGAGAAGGGCAGAGAUGUGCUUGAACAGAAGCUGAAGAUGACGCAGAAGCAGCUCUUGCAGCUUCAGCUUGGAAUCAAGCAGCAACAACUGGAAAAGCUUAAGGCUCGAAUGCGCGGCAAGCGAUCCAGAAACACAUUUUUCCCGGCGCGGCCACGACGCCUGCCAGCUCAGCCAGCUACUUCCGCCGGACCGAGCCCAGAGCCUUCCAAGCCACCGCCACCAGUGCUCCCAGAUGCCUCAGCGUCAGCUGCAUCGCCCCCCAGUCCCAAAGACCGCUCUGAGAAGCGUCGCCCGACCCCAUCACCGCCUGAGCCCAUCCAGGCUCCACAAGCCCCAAUGCGCGCUGAGCGCAGCCAGGUGAUCCCAAAGCCCGCAGAGGUCGCGGCUCCUGCAAAGCCCAUGGCAACCCCGGCUCCCGCGGCCCCCGCGGCCCCCGCGGCUCCUGCGCUCCCCGUGUCCACCGCUGUGCCCCCCGCGGUGCAUCCUGCGCUCCGACCCGCUGCGUUGAAGAAGAGCCUCGCCGAUGCCUACUUCGAGAAGAAAGCUCAGGUCGAGAGGCAGAAAGCUUUGCUUCAGGAGGCCUUGGCCAAGCGCAAAGAGUUGCAGGGAAAGGCAGUCAAGUCCGGCGAUGGGGCAACGCCAGCCUAG